ACUCCUCAUUCCUCUUACAGCCAUCAAAGCUGCUAAUAUCCCGACUUAGCUCGGUCGAGUUGGCGACUCCAACGCUCCUAACAGACAAAGAAGCCGCAAGAUGUCGACCGAUGCGUACUCCGAUUCUCGCCGUGUCUGUCCGUCGAUCCGCGGCAACAGGUUUGACACGGCGCACCGCAAACGGGCUGUGGCGAACAUCUUCGAGAACGUCAACCAGGACGCGCUCAUGAGGCUCUUCCAGAAAACGGGAGACAUGAAAGCCGAGGAGAGAGUGAGGAGCAUCUUCUCCUUCGCGCAAGAUCCCGAAGAGACGGCCAAAGCUUUGAUGGCCCUCAAGCAGAGGAAGAAGGAUAAGUUCCUGCAGAUUGUGGGAAUGGUUCGGCACUUUCUAAAAAUGCGCUGAAUCUUCACGUGACGACCCGCGGUCUGUAGGGUCGUUGAUUCAGACUGCCAGUGACAAACCUGGCGACGAAAGAGGUGUCAAGAAUGGACAAGAAGGACCAACGGAGAUGAAAGGAAACCUCGUACAACUUUGAUACGAGACAUGAAGGACUGGACGCACCGUGUGUGGUGCGGAGGAUGUGCGAGGGGCAUGAAGACGUCCAAUGUGAAGGAAUGACGUUGCUCACAAGCUGACCCCUCACUAAUGCAUCACAUAUGGAGACUUGUAUCGUGAACAAUAUGCAUUUUAAAAAUGGACUUUACCCUGAACUGCUGCACCUUAUAGGUGUCUUAUUGGUGCGCAAGGACUCUGAUGGUAGACCAGUGCAAACCAAGUUAUCUUGCCUGAAAAUAUGCCUAUAAACAUUAUGCCUUGUCUCUAUUAGUUGUGAUAUUGUGAUACCAACACUUAAUGGUCACUAAUUUAUUUGUCACAAUGUUAUAACACUCUUGAUGCAUUUUCCACAUUAUUAUUUUUCAUUAUUUGUACA
Messenger RNA from Xyrauchen texanus (razorback sucker), 932 nucleotides. Its product is annotated as transcriptional and immune response regulator-like. The coding region runs from base 101 to 403 and encodes 100 amino acids. Gene Ontology annotation, cellular component: cytosol; nucleus. The record is from RefSeq and is a predicted model, not a curated record. Gene Ontology annotation, molecular function: Notch binding. The transcript has a single exon. Gene Ontology annotation, biological process: endothelial cell activation involved in immune response; negative regulation of Notch signaling pathway. NCBI's taxonomy places the organism in Eukaryota, Metazoa, Chordata, Actinopteri, Cypriniformes, Catostomidae.